GAACCACAGAUCAGCACUGAAAGAUGGACCCAAGCGGCAGCGUGUGUCGCUUUGGACACGUUGGUUUGUUAUGAGGCAGACUGCGGCCUGAGAUCCCCGGGAGGCGGGGUCCUCCACUCUGUUCCUCAGUCCUGGUUCCCCACAAAGAGGAAGCAGAACCUCCAGAACCUCAGACUGCCACAGGCGAUGCCUGCUUUCAACUUCUGAAUUACCUGCUGGUGUCCUACGAAGCUAAUGAAGCUAACUUAGCCUGCUAGCUGGAAACAGACGGAGGCGGACGGGAUUUGGCAGCACGUCGGAGUGACCAAACUGGUUUUAACGGAGUGUGUGGAGGAAAAGAUGCUGCUGUGACUUUGUGAAAAUGUCACACAAACUACUGGACGCAGUUUUCCAGCCGGAAGUCCGCUUACACAGAGCAGUGGUCGCCAUGGAUACGGCAGGUGUGACAGACAGGUGGCGGGUCGUUCAGACUGCGGUGGAUUAUUCUGUGAUCACAUCGACUCUGAAAAGUUUGGAGCUGCUGAAACGUCGAAGCGACGUGUUCAGUGUGACCACUAGAGGGCGCCGAAGAACUGCGUUGAACAAGAAAUCAGGCUUCAGGACAGGAAGUGAGGACGGCGGGGAAGACCCAGGACCUGUGGAGGACACCUGGUCCGGCAACACCUGGGGGACCCUGAAGGCCAAACUGGAUGCAACAGGACCUGGAUCUACAUCGUGGAAAGGCCGCCCUCUGCUUUGAACCGACUCACAUCCGACUGACCAAGGACGACUUUCAUCCCUGGCAGGAAUGUCCACUGAGACGGAAAAGAAGCAUGGCGUCUCCCUUCAAAAUCCCCAAGAAGAAACAGACUGCAGGUUCUGACUCUGCAAAUGUGCACAUGCAGUCACCGCUGUCCCGGAUCCAGAACUCCACCCCAGAACUUAAGGUGUCUGGUUAUGGCAAUCAGUCCAGCAGAGGUGGAGCUGACAGGAUGCAAGCUGGGAGCGCGUUCGGAUCCUCAACAAGCAGACAGAGCGAGCAGUGCAAGCCUUUCUUCAGGGAUGUGGUCAAAACCCUGCUGGGACUCAACAGCCCAGAGACGGGAGCAUCGAAAGCUGAUCAGCGAGCAACAGGACGUGGGAGCCAUUGGUCACAGCCUGGACAGAGAGCUGAGUCGUCCUCCGCUUCAAACGGGUGGCGCCCUAAGAGAGCUUCAGAUCGCCUGCUGCAGCCUGGCGCCUCCUCAGCACCUCUGUCUCCCCCACAGAAGAAGAGUGAACUCGGUGGUUCGUCCCUGGCGACUAAACGCGUCUGUGUGGAGUCUCUGGACUCUCUGGCAGAGCUGCGAGGUGAGCAGCGAGCUCGCCGUUGGAGUUUUCCGCUCAGGCGGGACGCUGCUGAGGGGAAGGAAAAGAGCGACACAGGAAGCUCUCCUGAACCUUUAAAGCAGCAGAAGAAGAACUCGUCUCUCUCCAGUUUGGAUCAGACGUCUGACGAGGACUUCGUGUCUCCGUCCAGAAAGACAAACAAACCCUCAGCAGUUAAAUCCCCUCCCAGAGACGCCCGCAGACCCUCCGUCUCCUCGGCGACUCUGCCGUUGAGGACGACGCCCGAUAGGAGGCAGAGUCUCGGCAGGACGUCGCGGCUCGGCGCCAGCAGCGACCUGAGGGACGACCCGAGGGAGAAGGAGAGACAGAAGUGGAGGGAGUUCAGAGAGAAGAAGACGUCUAACAUGUCGGUCGUCCUGCGGCACCGACUGAGAAAACCUGCGUCUGCUCCGACUCCGACAGAACCCAUCGUGCUGUCCAGUGAGGAGGAGGAGGCUGAGGACGAUGGAGGAAAGACGUUACGACGCAGCAGGCGGGCGGAGGAAUCCCGUCCAGGAGGCUCAGAGCAGGUUCAGGGUCGACAGGCUUCUUCUUCCAGAGCUGAAACAGACGACUUUGACCCGCCGCCGCCUUCCUUCUUACAGCUCAGGUUCGCCUCGCUUCACGCCGGGCUGACGCACGCUGACGCCAACGGGGAGAUGAUGAUCACCGAAAACAGCAUCACAAUCCCUUUGAAAGGAGACGAGGAGGGGGAGGUCAUCGUGGUGGCGUCUCAGGUCCGGCGCUACGGCGUCUGGGACGGGGGCGUGGCUCAGGACGGGGCUCUGUUGGCUGGUUGCAAAGAUCCCGCCCCCUCGCUGCUCUUCCUGUGGGUGACCGACGCUCAGGCCAACCUGCUGCAGACGGAGCUGUCCGCCAUCCAGACGUCCACCAGCGUUUCAGGCCCGUCGUGCUCCUUCCUCCUGCUGGUGUUGAAGGAGCAGCUGCAGGAGCUCCAGGCCGCCCUGCUGGCCUCCAUCCUGGACAUGGAGGAGUACAGGAAGGGAUGCUCCUCCUGUGGAGGGCCAGCCUCCCCUCUGGAGUGGGCAGACGGUCUGCUGCUCCUCCACAGCUGUCCUCCUCCUGUGGACCAGCACCUCCUCAGACUGCUGGGAUGCUCUGCGGACAAAUCCAGUGAGGUGAGAAACAACCAGAGGAGUAACACGUCCAGCCUGAGAUCCUUUGGUGUGCAGCAGCUUCCCACCAGGUUGAUCCAGUAUCCGGCGGCGCCCUGUAAAGGCCGGAUCACAGUGACCAAGGAGGACCUCGCCUGUCUGGACGGCGGCGAGUUCCUCAAUGACGUCAUCAUCGACUUCUACCUCAAGUACCUCCUCCUGGAGGGAGUCGGAGGCCCGGUGGCUGAGCGGAGUCACGUCUUUAGCAGUUUCUUCUACAAACAGCUGAGCAGACGGAGAGCCGCCGGAGAGAACGACGCCCCGUCUGUCCCCGAUCGCCACACGAGGCACCAGAGGGUAAAGACGUGGACCCGCCAUGUCGACAUUUUCACCAAAGACUUCCUGUUUGUGCCUGUCAAUCAAGAAGCUCACUGGUACCUGGUGGUGGUCUGUUUUCCCGGUCUGGACGACGUUCGGCACGAGACGUUUCGAAGGCCGACAGGUGGACCAAAGCGAGCUGCGGAGAAACCGUCCUUCAGUCCGAGGUCGCAGCAGCCACCAGAGUGUGUGGAGCAGGGCUGCCACAGGAACACCGUGCUGAAGAGGCCGUGCAUUCUGGUCAUGGACUCGCUGAAGCUGUCGUACCACGAGAACGUCUGCAGGCUCCUCAGAGACUACCUGCAGGUGGAGUGGGAGGUGCGGAGGGGGACUCCUCGUCUCUUCACGUCGGACAGCAUGAGGAGCUCAAACUGCCGGGUUCCUCAGCAGGACAACAGCAGCGACUGCGGUGUGUACCUGCUGCAGUACGCCGAGAGCUUCCUGCAGAACCCCGUGGUGCACUUCGACCUCCCGGUAUGUUUGGACAACUGGUUUCCGCGGCAACGGGUGCGACAGAAGCGCGAGGAGAUCCGCAGUCUGAUAAUGAGGAUGCACCAGAGUCAGGAGGAAGAGACCAAAACCUCACCGAGCCGUUAAAGCGCCUGUGCAGUAAAUCGUUUCUAUUUUUCUACGCUGUUCACAUGUUUUUACUUGCUGUCACAGAAUUUGAAAUGAUAAAUGAAAAACUCUAACAAAGUCUUUUGGUUUUGAGGCAUUUCAGAGGAGUGUGGCUCUUAUUUUGAGUUUAAACCUGCAGGAACCUUUAGACUCUGAUUCCUGCAGUGAAAAUAAAUUCUUCUAAUAAAUUAUUUAAUAAAUUAAA
This is a messenger RNA of Scatophagus argus, 3663 nucleotides long. It is a transcript of the gene senp7b, whose product is annotated as SUMO specific peptidase 7b. The record is from RefSeq and is a predicted model, not a curated record. Gene Ontology annotation, cellular component: nucleus; cytoplasm. Gene Ontology annotation, molecular function: SUMO-specific endopeptidase activity. Gene Ontology annotation, biological process: protein desumoylation. The transcript has 25 exons. Bases 690 to 3437 code for a protein of 915 amino acids. Lineage: Eukaryota; Metazoa; Chordata; Actinopteri; Scatophagidae.